This is a messenger RNA of Dermatophagoides farinae (American house dust mite), 2963 nucleotides long. RefSeq lists its product as uncharacterized. Gene Ontology annotation, molecular function: GTPase activator activity. NCBI's taxonomy places the organism in Eukaryota, Metazoa, Arthropoda, Arachnida, Sarcoptiformes, Pyroglyphidae. Gene Ontology annotation, biological process: activation of GTPase activity. The record is from RefSeq and is a predicted model, not a curated record.
UAUUGCUUUGUUUUUUUAAUUAUUUUUUUUUUUUUUUGAUUUUUGAUUAUCGAAUUUGAUUGAAAAUAAUUUGUGGCGAUAAUUAUUUACUUCUGACUGUUGUACACAAUAAAUUUGACACUUCAUAUUGUUGAUGAGAAAAAAAUUCGUGACUCGUUUUCAUUUCAUUUUUUCGAUCCUUUCUAUUACUGUUUUAGUUUUUAUUGACACACCGAUUUGAUUCAAAACUGAAAAAUCGUGAAAGUUGUUUUUGACUUUGAUUGCGACAAUUUUUUGCACAAAACCACCCCCUGAAUAAAAUCAAUUUUUGAUGGAACCAUCUCAAUCAUCCAAUACACCGUCAUCAUCAUCUACCCACAAUAAACGAAAACAGGCCAGGCAGUCAUCAUCAUUUGCGGGCUCGGAUCUGGAUCGUCGACAGCUUCGUGAAUUGCGUCAUAUAAAUCAUUUGUUGAAAAAAUAUGAUCCGAAAUCAUUGGAUGAAAUCAAUCGUGAACAACAAAAUCAAGGCCUUUCAAAUAGAAAUGUUCAUUUGCCAGUAGCAAGCACUAGUGCUGCUACAUCAUCAUCAUCAUCAUCUAAUACAAGAAACAUUCGUUAUCGAACAUUAACAAAAAAAGAACGUCGAGCGCAUCGAAAAAAGCAAGAAAAAAAAGUACAACGUCAAGAUAAUCUAAGUGGUGAACUUCGCCACUAUCUGGGCUCAGCCAUUAAAAAUUCUUUAGGUCAUAUGCAUGAUCAUAUAAUUGCAACAUUGCCAACAGAAAUGUCCUUAUAUUAUCAAAAAGUACACGAUACGUUAGUGUUGGAUGUAAACCAAGAUGAUAAUAAUUCCAAUCAAAACUCGAAUCCGGCUAGUGGACGACAAAUGAUGAAUGAAAUGCAUGAAUUCAUUACGACUUCAUCAGUUGAUGCCGAUCUUGAAGCCACUAGCAAUAGACCAUCAUGCUCAUCUAAUCCUACCCAAUCAGAACAAAUGACAUCCAAUAUACAUUCAUCGAGAUCUCGACCUCAUUAUUAUGCAUCGCACAAUCCAUAUGCACCACCAAUGCAUAAACCGGGCAUUCUGCCCAUCAGAGAUUUUCUCCAUGAUCCAUUGAACGCAUCGUUGAACACUUUGAAUCGUGUAACCAAUUUGGUCCGUGUUCCCACAUCUCAAAUCUAUUCACAUGGCUAUAAUAUACUCAACAAUCUGGCCAGUCCAGUUAAUAUUCAGCUCUCGACAUCACCUACUGUUCCACGUCCGCCAGGAACUGCUGAACGUAUCGUUCGUAAAGAUGAUGACGAGAUGCCGGUACCUCCACCAGUGUUGCCAUUAAUUCAAUGUACACAUCAACAGACUCGUCUUGAGCCUUUGGAUUCGGAAGAAUUUGAUGUAAAAACUUGGACAAUCGAAACACUUCGACAACGUGUAUUUCAUGGUGGAAUUUCUGAGAAACUUCGUCUGCGACUUUGGCCAUAUAUACUUGGACUUUAUGAUGGUGAUAAUGAUGUUGACGAUUGUCGUGAGCAAUUUGAUUGGUCAUCAAAACAAAAACUAUUUGAGCGUUAUCGAUCACAGUGGAAAUCCAUUUUGCCUGAACAGGAAAAACGAUUCAUGCUGUUUCGAGAGCGUAAAUCAUUAAUUGAACGUGAUGUGAUUCGUUGUGAUCGAACUCAUCCAUUCUAUCAUGGUGAUCGCAAUGAAAAUUUGGAGAAAUUGAAAGAAAUUUUAUUGACUUAUAUGAUGUAUGAUUUUGAUACUGGGUACGUGCAAGGAAUGUCAGAUUUGGUCUCACCAUUACUAUAUGUGGCCGAAGGUGAUACCUGUAAAGCAUUCUGGUUUUUCGUUCAGACCAUGGAAUUCACUAACAAUAAUUUUGAAAUGUCACAAUUGACAAUCAAACAUCAAUUGGAAAUGCUGUGGAAAUUGAUUGAAUUGACAGAUCCAAUUUUUGCCCAAUACCUCGCUAAUAAUGACUCAGUCAAUUGUUAUUUUGCAUUCCGUUGGAUUGUGUGUCAAUUUAAACGAGAAUUCAUGAAAUCUAAUUCUGAUGAUUAUCAAGAAGUUUUAUUAUUAUGGGAAUCAAUAUGGACUUGUUCAUCGAUAAAAAAAUAUUUCAAAAAUUUACGUCGACAACAACAACAAUCCUUAUCCGAAGAGACAUCGAAAUCAGACGAUCAAGAGCCAUCGACAUCCCAAACAAAUGUUGUAAAUCUGCAAGUCGAAGAUGAUAGUAAUAUUGAAGGUGAUUGUAUAGCCAAAGCAGCAUCAGAUUUAGCUAUAAAAAUUGACGAACAAUGCAAAAUUGUCGAUGAAAAGUCAGAGUCAAUCGAUAGUACAGAAUCGCAAGAAUCCAUGACGACCACUUAUAGCGAUGGAUCUAGACGACUUUCAGACACUGAAUUAUAUGUGUUAUGCAUAUGUUUAGCUAUCAUUCGUCGUGAACGUGACUUAAUCAUGGUCCAACGCUUUGAUGCUACAGAAAUAUUGAAGCAUUUCAAUACGCUUCAAUUGACCACGAAUUUGAAAAAUAUCCUCAUACAUGCGGCUAACAUUUGGUCAUGGCUCAUAUACGAUGAUAAUGAAAAGUUGUUAUAUGCUUCAUCAACUCGAGAGCACUUAUCGAUUAUUGGUGAUCAUCAAACAAGAAAUCGUAAUAGUGAGGAAUCACAGCCAUCAAACAUUCGUAAUCGUAAUCAACUAUCACCAGCUAAUGGUGAAGCUAUCGUUGAUGAAGAUUUCGAUCUACUACAGGAUCUUCGUUUACCACUGGAUCGUUCAGCCAAUGGAUCAUCAUCGCCGGCAACCAUGCCAAAUGCACCACUGGCUAGUGAUGAUUAUUAUAUUUUUAGUUGAAUUUUUUUUUUACUGAACGAAUACCUUUUGUUUUCAUUUUUUUCUGAACGAAAAUUGAUUAAUUUUAAUUUGAAGAAAUUUUCCUAAUUAAAGAAUUAAACUGUGUUGUUCAACAUAAAACCAA